CUCUCGGCGAAGGCAGCGCCCGCGCUGCAGUCGCCGGGCCCGGGCAGCGAGCAUCCUCCCUUCUCCGUUCUUCCCUUCGGCCCUAGUCGCCGCAGCCCCGCGGUGAUGAGCCCCGAGCCAGUCCCGCCGCCGCCCCCCUGUCGUGGCUGCGACUGCGGGGAGCCGCUCGCCCAGCGGGUGGAGAAGGGCGACGAGGCCUUCCGCGCGGGCGAGUACGAGACGGCGGCCGAGCUCUUCCGCUCCGCGCUGGCCGGCUUGGCGCGGCCCGACCGCGGCCUGUGCCUGCGGCUGGGGGACGCGCUGGCCCGCGCCGGCCGCCUCCCCGAGGCCCUGGGCGCGUUUCGCGGCGCCGCGCGGCUCGGGGCGCUGCGGCCCGACGAGCUGGGGGAGCUGGCGAGCGGCCUGGCGUGCGUCCCGGGCCCGCGCGAGCGGCGGUCGCCGGUGGGGAAGCCGGGCCGCGACCCCGGGGAGGCGCCGAGCGGGGAGCCGUCGGCCUCGGUGCCCGCGGCGCCUCGGGACCUGCUGGACUGCCCGCGCUGCCAGCGGCUGCUGCACAAGCCGGUGACGCUGCCGUGCGGGCUCACGGUGUGCAGGCGCUGCGCUGAGCCGGGGCCGGGCCGGCCGCCGGUGCGCCGCGUCAACGUGGUGCUGAGCGGCCUGCUGGAGAAGUGCUUCCCGGCCGAGUGCCGGGCGCGCAGGCUGGCGGGCCAGGUGCAGAUCCUGCAACGCCAGCAGCAGCCCGAGGCCGCUCUGCUCAGGUGCCACCAGGCCCUGGACCUCGCUCCUGGUGAUAAUUCGUUAUUGCUGCUGCGAGCAGAGCUGUAUUUAUCCACGAAGAACUAUGAACAGGCUCUGCAGGACGCCAGUGCAGUUUGUCAGAAUGAACCUCUCCUGCCUAAGGGACAUCACGUGAAAGCUCUGGCUCUUUCCGGACUGGGAAGAAGUAAGGAAGUGUUGAAGGAGUUUCUCUACUGCCUGGCUUUGAAUCCUGAAUGUAACUCAGUGAAGAAAGAAGUGCAGAAGGUAAUGUGUGAGGUGUUUUUCCCUGCUUCAGAAAACGUGCCUCAGAAUUUAACAUCUUCCAUCCAAAGCAGAAUGUUGAACACAAGAUUAACGGCGCAGUGUCAGAACCACAUAAACAGCCAGCCUCCUGUGGAGGGAGGUGGCAGUGCAGGGAGUUCUAAGAAUCCAUCUGAGAAACAGGAUGUAUUUAGAAAUACCAAUUCUUCGGUGUUAUAUUUUAUACUGGGCCUACACUCUGAGGAGGAUAAGGAAGUGUUAGAAAGUUUUCUUCCAGCGGCGCUGAGCACUGGUUUAAAGAGACAGUUUCCGAAUGAUUUGGAGGAUGCGCACGAUGUGAACGGCCCUGGAAAAAUUCCCAAGAAAGAGGCUGAUUCCUCACCCCAAAGGAACGUGAGCUCUAACGUAGGAGAAAGUGCAGAGCUCCUGAUAGAUGUGGCUGAUUUUGAGUGUGCCCUUUGCAUGAGGUUGCUCUUUGAGCCUGUCACUACGCCCUGUGGACACAUGUUUUGCCUAAAAUGCCUCGAGCGCUGCCUGGACCAUGCCCCACAUUGUCCUUUGUGCAAAGAAAAACUCUCAGAAUUGUUGGCAAGCAGAAAUUUUCAUAUAACUACUCUGGCUGAAGAAUUAAUAUUUCGAUAUUUGUCAGACGAACUGUCUGACAGAAAGAGAAUUUAUGAUGAAGAAAUGAUGGAGCUUUCAAAUCUGACCAGGGAUGUGCCCAUCUUCGUGUGUGCCAUGGCCUUCCCCACCGUGUCCUGUCCGCUCCACGUCUUUGAGCCCCGCUAUCGGCUUAUGAUAAGAAGAUGCGUGGAAACUGGCACCAAACGGUUUGGCAUGUGUUUAUCUGCAGAGCACGCAGGGAUCUCAGAGUACGGCUGCAUGCUGGAGAUCAAGGACGUCAGGACGUUCCCCGACGGCAGCUCCGUCGUGGAUGCCGUCGGGAUUAGCCGCUUCCGGGUUUUGAGCCACCGUCACAGAGACGGCUACAACACGGCAGAUAUUGAGUAUCUGGAAGAUGAAAAGGUGGAAGGUGCAGAGUAUGAAGAGCUCACCGCCCUGCAUGAGUCCGUUUAUCAGCAGUCUGUGUCCUGGUUUGCUUCACUUCAGGAUCACAUGAGAGAACAGAUCUUAAGCCACUUUGGGUUAAUGCCCGACAGAGAACCUGAGCCUCAGAGUAACCUUAGUGGUCCUGCCUGGUCCUGGUGGAUCCUGGCAGUGCUGCCGUUGGAGCGGAAGGCUCAGCUGGCCAUACUCAGCAUGAUCUCGCUGAAGGAGCGUCUGCUCGCCAUUCGGCGAAUAUUAGCCAUCAUCACGCGUAAGAUGAAUAGUCGGCAAGAGCUGGUUAACGGCCGGGAGAGAAAUAAUUGAUUUUCUCUCUCAGGGUUUCUGGAAGCCCUUGUGUUUUUAUGUGUUCCAGGCACAGACGAGUAACAUCCAUCCAUCGUGCUUUGUAAAAUGCUUGUUGAUAGGGUUACAGAUUGGAACACUUAGCAAACCUUGACCCCUACUCAAAAGUUGGAAGUCUGUGCCUGGUGGCAUCUGACUCUCUACAAGGUUAGCCUGAAAUUUGAAUGGAUCCCAUGGUUGGAAAACAACCUAAGAAAAUCUCUCUGAACCAGAUGUUUUCGGUGUGUAGUUCACUCACAACAGGGGACAACCCAGAUGAUUGACAGGUGGUUUAGGUUUUGCAAGAAAGAAGACUCCCUUCCCAGUGAAGUGUUCCCAUCAUGCUUUGGAGGGAAAUCACAUUUUUAUCUGGAAGUAUAUUUCUCAGAGUACAGGCUAACCAAAAACGCACUUAGGCUUUGAGUGUCACCGUGAAGUUGUCUGUGAAGGAAUCAAACAGUUGUCUAGCGGCAGGGCUGAAGUUAGUCCUUACCCGAGGAGUAGUACAGAACGGGUUAGAACUGCGUUUUGUGUCCUGCCGUAGUUCAGAUGUUGUAAAUUGCAUGUUUUAAUUAAUAUCAAAAUACAAGAAGGGUACCUUGGAUAUAGAAAAAUCUGAAAACAGUAUAGUUGAUUUGAGGGUAUGUACUUACACACACACACACACACACACACAACAAAGAAUGAAUAAAGGGAGCUAAAACUGUACAUGGACUGGGAUGUUCAGAAUACAACCAAAGGAGUGCAAAGAACCCCUUGAAACCAACCCUGUCUCAUUAAUUCAGUGGAUGUGAAGCAUGUAGGAAAUGUCAUCUUUCUACUCAGAUUGGCAUUAGAAACUAGGCCCAUCAGUAAAUUUGAGUUCACCAUCCAUCCACUAAUAUAUGAAGACAUUAAAAAGCUGCUAUGAAAUGGGUAUCUGCCUAUGCCAGGAAAACACAUCAGGACAGUAUACAAGGAGAGGGAGGCAGGUAUGGGAUGUAAGCAUGUAGCAAGUUUUUCUCCAACCCCAACCUGAAAAUUAUAUUUGUUUUCUUUUUUAGUAAGUUUUACAUUGAUCAGACCAGAUGUUAUCUAUUAAAAAGCAGUGGUGGGGCUUCCCUGGUGGCGCAGUGGUUGAGAGUCCGCCUGCCGAUGCAGGGGACGGGGGUUCGUGUCCCGGUCUGGGAAGAUUCCACAUGCCGUAGAGCGGCUGGGCCCGUGAGCCAUGACCUCUGAGCCUGCGCGUCCAGAGCCUGUGCUCCACAACGGGAAAGAACCCUGAACGAACCCUGAAUUGAAGAAUUGAACCCUGAAUGUUGCCAAGUAUCCCCUCCUCUCUACUAGGCCUAGAUGCUUAAGUCUAAGCCGUUGACUUCAGUCUCCUAGAAGGUCUUUUCACCCUUACAGUUGCUCACGUUAACUUCACCUGUCACUUACCCACUGCUAAAAAAAAUUACCAACAUCUGCUGGAUCCUAUAAAGUAGCUUUUAGUAGUGGAUCUUAGGUGUAUAUUCUAGUAGUGCAUAUUGAAAUAUUAGGCUAUUUCAGCAGCAUAAAAUAAAGGAGAAGUUAAAGUGCCACCAUUGUACUUGGCCACGUUGGGAACCGUACCUCUGAUUUGUGCCCGGGUCUUAAUGUGUAACGGUGACUGAGUAACAAUACAGAGAGGUCCAUGCCAUUGAAGGAAGAGUUUACUGUUAUUCGCAGUUCUGUUAGAAAUGAGAGGCACGGCACUCGGGGCUACUUGGGGAAGCACCCAGCGUCCGGAGGCAGAGACAGCAGUGAAGGGAAGGCAUGGGGCAUUGUAUUUUGGCAGGAAAGGGGAAACGGCAUGGCUCGUUUGUAUAAUGUCGGUGGGCUGUGGGCUGCAGGGUGGUCUCUAGUUGUCUGGUACCGGCCCUGGGUGAUUCGGGCAGAGGAAUAUUGCCUCUUGGAGGGUAAGAGCCGUCAGAGGAGGUGGCUCAGAGUGUGAGCGCUGGAUUGUUGGGUUUUGUAUGAAAGUCGUGCUCCCUUGUGAGCCCUUUGCUGUCUCUUAAGUAUUGGCUACCCCAGAAGGGGCCAUCUCUCCCCUGUCAGGGAGGCCCCCAAGAAGUCAAAAUAUCAUAAAAAUAUUUUUUAAAAACAUGAUUAAUACAAUUAGUCCUCUGAUGUUUUGACAUCAUAUUAAGGAAACUUGGGGUGAUAACAGAGACAAUGGAGACAUUUAGAGAAUAGGGCAUAAGUUACCUUAAACAGCAUAGAAAGCAUUUUUUAUGAGAGUAAAAUAAAGCACAGAGGAACACUGGUGAAGGUAUAAGGAGUCCUUGAGCCCGGCUCAUAAUUAAGUUUCCCAUUUAUAUGGCAUUAGCCAAGAUCACAG
Aethalodelphis obliquidens (Pacific white-sided dolphin) is the source of this 4750-nucleotide messenger RNA. RefSeq names its product LON peptidase N-terminal domain and ring finger 2 (gene LONRF2). The transcript is spliced from 12 exons. The record is from RefSeq and is a predicted model, not a curated record. Lineage: Eukaryota; Metazoa; Chordata; Mammalia; Artiodactyla; Delphinidae. Gene Ontology annotation, molecular function: ubiquitin protein ligase activity; protein binding. The coding region runs from base 106 to 2391 and encodes 761 amino acids.